AUGUAAAAAUAAAAAUGGAUCGGUCAAGCAAAAAAGGGUCGAAAAUGGCCUGUUGUUUCCCUGUUAUCCUUGACCGAUCCAUGAGAAGCAGCUUCAAGCUAUCUAAGAGCUCUUCUUCUAAUAAACUCAAUAAAAGCAAGAGCUCUAUAUGUUCACCAACAUCUCUAUCGAUGAAGAAAAAUUCAGUCCAGGAAAAUGAUCACCUGGUUGUAUGUUUUGGGGAGCUGUUGAUAGAUUUUGUGCCUACAGCAUCUGGAGUUUCACUUGCAGAAGCACCUGGUUUUAAAAAGGCUCCUGGUGGGGCUCCAGCUAAUGUUGCAGUUGGUAUUGCAAGAUUAGGAGGUUCUUCCGCCUUUAUUGGCAAGGUGGGUGCAGACGAGUUUGGUUACAUGUUAGCUGAUAUAUUAAAACAGAACAAUGUCGAUAAUUCUGGUAUGCGUUUUGAUACUCAUGCUAGAACAGCAUUGGCGUUUGUUACAUUGAAAGCAGAUGGUGAGAGAGAAUUCAUGUUUUUCCGCAAUCCAAGUGCUGAUAUGCUUCUAACUGAGGCAGAACUCGACAAAAAUCUCAUUCAAAAGGCAAGAAUCUUUCACUAUGGUUCAAUCUCUUUGAUUGCUGAACCAUGUAGGUCAGCUCAUCUUGCUGCCAUGGAGACUGCUAAAAAUGCAGGCUGCAUUCUUUCUUACGACCCAAAUCUAAGGUUGCCCUUAUGGCCAUCCGCCGAGGCUGCUCGAGAAGGAAUUUUAAGCAUUUGGGACCAAGCUGACAUUAUUAAGGUAAGUGAAGAUGAAAUCACAUUUUUAACAAAUGGUGAAGAUGCUUAUGAUGACAAUGUGGUCAUGACUAAGCUUUUCCACUCCAACCUUAAACUUUUGCUCGUAACUGAAGGCGGAGACGGUUGCAGAUACUAUACUAAGAAUUUUCAUGGAAGAGUGAAUGGCGUUAAAGUUACAGCAGUUGACACCACAGGAGCAGGUGAUGCAUUUGUUGGUGGACUUCUCAACAGUAUGGCCUCAGAUCCAGACAUUUACAUGGAUGAGAAGAAAUUAAGGGAUGCACUCCUAUUUGCUAACGGAUGUGGAGCAAUAACUGUAACAGAAAAAGGAGCAAUUCCUGCAUUGCCUACAAAAGAAGCAGUACUUAAAAUCUUGGAUGGUGCCACUGCUAAUUGAUCAAAUGAUACAUGCACCCC
Molecule: messenger RNA, 1192 nt
Organism: Solanum stenotomum
Lineage: Eukaryota; Viridiplantae; Streptophyta; Magnoliopsida; Solanales; Solanaceae
Product: probable fructokinase-7
Exons: 7
Coding region: 15-1172 (385 amino acids)
Biological process (GO): fructose metabolic process
Cellular component (GO): cytosol
Molecular function (GO): fructokinase activity
Source: RefSeq, a predicted model, not a curated record